GGUGCUCCCGUCCCUGGGAAACUGGCUGCGACCGAGCUGCAGUUGUGCGCAGCUUCCCGUCUCUUCUCCCUAGAACCUCGACGCUGGGAAGCGGCGGCCGGCGGGAUGCAGAAAAGUAGGAUGAACCUGCCCAAGGGCCCGGACAGCCUGUGCUUCGACAAGGACGAGUUUAUGAAGGAAGAUUUUGAUGUCGAUCAUUUUGUGUCUGACUGUAGAAAGCGUGUACAGCUAGAAGAACUGAGAGAACACCUAGAACUCUACUAUAAACUUCUUAAAACAGCUAUGGUCGAGCUCAUCAAUAAGGACUAUGCAGAUUUUGUCAACCUUUCGACAAACCUGGUUGGCAUGGACAAAGCCCUUAAUCAGCUUUCUGUGCCCUUGGGACAGUUACGAGAAGAGGUCCUGAGUCUUAGAUCGUCUGUUAGCGAAGGAAUUCGGGCAGUAGAUGAACGAAUGUUUAAACAAGAGGACAUCAGGAAGAAAAAGAUGUGUGUAUUGAGGCUUAUACAAAUUAUUCGAUCAGUUGAGAAAAUUGAAAAAAUCUUAAAUUCUCAGAAUUCUAAAGAAACAUCUGCAUUAGAAGCAAACAGCCCACUUUUGACUGGACAGAUUUUGGAAAGAAUUGCCACUGAAUUUAACCAAUUACAGUUUCAUGCUAUUCAAAGCAAAGGCAUGCCUCUUAUGGACAAAGUAAGACCACGUAUAGCUGGUAUUACUGCCAUGUUACAACAGUCACUGGAAAGUCUUCUCUUAGAAGGUCUUCAAACGUCCAAUGUUGAUAUAGUACGACACUGUUUAAGGACCUACGCCACAAUUGAUAAGACACGGGAUGCAGAGGCAUUAGUUGGUCAGAUUCUAGUGAAACCAUACAUAGAUGAGGUAAUUGGAGAGCAGUUUGUUGAAUCUUAUCCAAAUGGCCUUCAGCUCAUGUAUGAUAAACUUCUGGAGUUUAUUCCUCACCAUUGCCACCUUCUUCGAGAAGUCACAGGAGGUGCUGUCUCAAGUGAAAAAGGCAAUACUGUUCCUGGGUAUGAUUUUUGGGUGAAUUCUGUCUGGCCAGAAAUAGUACGAGGAUUAGAAGAAAAUUUGCCCUCACUUUUUAAUCCUGGGAAUCCUGAUGUAUUUCAUGAGAAAUAUACCAUAAGUAUGAAUUUUGUAAGAGUAUUUGAACAGCAAUGUGGAUCGCAGGCCAGUGUAAAAAGAUUAAGAGUACAUCCUGCCUAUCAAAGCUUCAAUAAUAAAUGGAACUUGCCUGUUUAUUUUCAAAUAAGAUUUAGAGAAAUAGCAGGAUCCUUAGAAGCAGCAUUUACAGAUGUAUUAGAAGAUGCUCCAGCUGGAAGUUCCUAUUGCCUUUUGGCUUCUCAUAGAACAUGGAACAGCCUUCAGAGGUGUUGGUCAGAUGAACUAUUCUUACCAUUGCUUGCACAUCGUCUCUGGAGACUCACACUACAAAUUUUGGCUCGGUACUCUGUGUUUGUCCAGGAGCUUCUACUCAGGCCUGUCUCUAAUGGAAAUGCCAAGGAUGUUAAAAAGUUUUUGGUAACUGGUAACAAAGACCCUUUCAUUACCCAAGGAAAUAAUGAAGACCAGGGGAAUGGCUCUUCUGAAACAAAGCCUAUGGUUUCCAUUUCUAGCACUCAACUUGUAUAUGUAGUUGCGGACGUGGACAGACUUCAGGAACAGCUACCACAACUCUUGGAAACAAUCAAGCCAAAACUUGAAAUGAUUGGCUUGAAGAAUCUUUCUUCUGUCUCAGCAGCCCUGGAGGACUCCAAGAUGUCUUUGUCAGCCUGUAUCUCUCCCCUGAGUAAAAGGAUCAUUCAAGGUUUAAGUGAUUCUUGCUUCAGUUAUCUAAAAUGUGCUCUGGAGGUUCCCCGGCUUUACCGAAGAACCAAUAAGGAGGUGCCAACCACAGCUUCCUCUUAUGUGGACAGUGCUCUAAAGCCAUUUUAUCAGCUUCAGACAGAGUUCAAGAAUAAGCUCAGACAGGAAAUAAUCCAGCAGUGGUUGGAAAGUGCUCUCUCCGAGAGUACACAUAAGUACUAUGAAACUAUAUCAGACGUUCUGAACUCUGUGAAGAAAAUGGAGGAGAGCCUGAAAAGACUAAAGCAAGCCAGAAAGAACACUUCUGCCAACCCUACUGGUUCGGGUAGUAGUGGCAUGAGUGAUGAUGACAAAAUCAGGCUGCAGUUUGCCCUGGAUGUUGAGUACUUAGGAGAGCAGAUACAAAAGAUGGGGCUGCAAACAAAAGACAUCAGAAGUUUUCCAGCCCUUGCAGAGCUUGUUAUUGCUGCCAAGGACCAUGCAACAGCAGAGCAUUCAUAGGCAUCUUGGAAGAGCCCAAACAAAGAGGAAAGUUGAUCGUGUCUUCUUCCCAAGCUUCUGUGGCAAAGAAGUGCUUCCAUCCUGUCUCUAGCAACAUGCCAGCGCAGCACCUCUCAGUGUAUUUGGGACUUCUUUCACCCAGAUAAAAACACAAGGCCUUUUUCCAUUGUAUGGAAGAUUGUUUUUAAGACAUUUGAAACUUUCUACUAUAAUUUACAAAACAAAUUAUUUUAUUUUUAUUGUAAAUCUUAGUGAGAAAGAGCUGAUUUCUAAAAUAUGAUUAAAGUAAAUAUAAAAUAUUUACAGCAUAUAAAAAUAUAUGGGACUAUAAAGACUUUCUCCCUAAUCUUACAGUUGGAAGCGAAUAACUGUGGUGUGUAUUAUAUGGAAACUUCCUUCCCUAAGAUGAAAAUUCUGUUAUAUUCCAAGGAGCUAUAAAUGGUGCUUCUCUAUUCUCUCAGUGGGUAUAUAAGAACUGUAUUUCUGAUUGGUGUUCAUCACCCAACCCUCUUGUCAGGAGCUAAA
Molecule: messenger RNA, 2850 nt
Organism: Sorex fumeus (smoky shrew)
Lineage: Eukaryota; Metazoa; Chordata; Mammalia; Eulipotyphla; Soricidae
Gene: COG2
Product: component of oligomeric golgi complex 2
Exons: 18
Coding region: 106-2325 (739 amino acids)
Biological process (GO): protein transport; Golgi organization; intra-Golgi vesicle-mediated transport
Cellular component (GO): membrane; COG complex
Source: RefSeq, a predicted model, not a curated record